GUUUUUAAUAUAAAAUCCAUAAAAACUGGUUCAACCAAAUGGAAGUAAAACAAGAAUUUAGUGAAAACACACUUAAAGCAGAAGUAGAUAUAUAUUAUAAUAAGGUGAAUGAUGCUCCUUUAGAUGGCUUUAAAACUGAAAUCAAAGAGGAGGCUAAUAGAGAAACACAUGAUGAAUUUGAUUCUUUGGACCAACAGGAAUUCCCCAUAAAGACUGAAUUAGAUCAUGAGAAUAAACUUGUCUCAUUUGAAGAAAAGCAAACAAAUGAAAAUGGUGUUCCCCAAGUGGACAACACAUUGGAACUGAUGAAAACAGUGUAUGUAGAUAAUAAAAAACAACAUACAAGUCAUCCUAUUCAAGAAACAAUAUUCAAUUGUGAAAUUUGCAGUAAACAGUUUUCUAAAAAAAAGUACUUUAAUCAACAUCUAAAAAGACACACUGGGGAGAAAGCUUAUACAUGUCAAAUAUGUUUUAAGCAGCUUGUUCAUAAAAGUGCCUUAAAUGUACACAUGAAAGUUCACACUGGAGAAAAACCCUAUAAGUGUGAAAUUUGUUUUAAGCAGUUUUCUCAGGCAGGUAGUUUAAAGCAACAUAUAAGAAUGCAUACCGGGGAAAAACCUUACAAGUGCGAAAUUUGUUCCAAGUCAUUCUCUCAGGUAAAUUCUUUGAAACAACACAUGAUAUUGCACACUGGAGAAAAACCCUAUAAGUGUGAAAUCUGUUUUAAACAAUUUUUUCAGAGAGAUAGUUUAGCAAAACAUGUAAAAAUUCACACUGGGGGAAAUAAAUGUGACAUUUGUCAUAAGGAAUUUGCUCAGGCUUGUCAUUUGAAGCAACAUAUGAUAAUGCAUACUGGAGAAAAACCUUAUAAGUGUAACAUUUGUUUUAAGAUGUUUUCUCAGUCAAUUUCUUUAAAACACCAUACGAUGUUGCACACUGGAGAGGAACCUUAUAAGUGUGAAAUUUGUUUUAAGCCCUUUUUUCGGAUGUGCACUUUCAACAAACAUCUGAAAGUUCACACUGAAAACAGUCCGAAUAGAUGUCAAAUUUGUUUCAAGCAAUUUUCCCAGGCAGAUACUUUGGAACGCCAUAUGAAAAUUCACAGUGAAGAAAAUACUAAUAGAUGUCAGGUUUGUUUUAAGCAACUUGCCCAUAAAAAAUCAUUAAAAAAACACAUGAAAAUGCACACCAUUUUAAGCCCUUUUUUCAGAUAGGCACUUUCAACAAACAUAUGAAAGUUCACACUGAAAACAGUCCUAAUAGAUGUCAAAUUUGUUUCAAGCAAUUUUCUCACGCAGAUGCUUUGGAACGCCAUAUGAAAAUUCACAGUGAAGAAAAUACUAAUAGAUGUGAGGUUUGUUUUAAGCAACUUGCCCAUAAAAGAUCAUUAAGAAAACACACAUGAAAAUUCACAGAGGAGAAAAACCUUACAAGUGCGAAAUUUGUUUGAAGGAAUUUAUUGGUGCACAUAAUUUAAGAGAACAUACAAGAAUACAUACUGGAGAAAAACCUUACAAGUGUAAAACUUAUUUUAGGGUGUUUUCUAGAUCAAGUAACCUAAAAAAGCAUGAAAUGACACUCCUUAGCAAAAUCUUACAAGUGUAAAAUACAUUUUAAGAAUAUAAUAAGAUCAACCUUGAUUAAGGUUGUUGGGGUACCCAUUUACAAAGUGGGUACCCAAAAUGAAACAAGUUCUAGAUAUUUUAAUACUUAUUUUAUUUUUACGCACAACAGGCCGUUAAGGCCUAGGGCAUUUUAUUUACAACAUAAUCCUAAUAUUAACUAAUUACAAUUAUUUUAAACAAAACUUGUAACUUAAAUAUGUAUAUAUUACAUUCUUAACUACUCUGAAGGACCUGGUGUACAAUAUUUCUCCAUUCGCUUCUGUUUCACCUUCCCACAGUCCCUCACCUUCACGUGUUUAAGGUCUUCCUCCGCUUUACUAAUCCACCUCGUUCUGGGUCUACCUUUUCUUUUGGGGCCGAUUAAUUUUCUGGAUAUUACUAGUUUAGGCAUUCUAAUAGGUAAAGAAAUAAUAAUAAGACUUACUCACAAUCAAUUUAAUUUAACAAUCAGACGACCGGUUUCGCUUUCUACAAUUUGCAAAGCAUCUUCAGGUCUAGAUACAAAGUUAAACUAAUGCUGCAAUAAAAUAAACCCAAUUAGGGUGGUGUCUAAUAAAGAUAAAAUAAACAAAUAAGUUAGUUCAUACAAAUUAUAGUAAUUAUGCCAAUAUUACAUGUCUGUGGUUUUCAAAAUGAAUAAAUUUGAAUAUAUAAAAGGUAUUAACAGACAAGGUAAGACCCACAAUUGGUAUAAAGUAGUAAUAUUAUAUUGUUAUAAAUUAAUAAAUGAGCAGAUAAAUAAAACAAAACAAACAUUACUUACAUGCCGGUACUCUAUUAAUUGAUGGAUGGUAGGUCAUGGUUGCAAAAAUCAUGUAUUGUUGAUUGGAGAACUUUAAUGUGCUAUUGCAGUUGUUUUGACAAUAAACGGGAAGUUCUUGAGGAGAACAGAUUUGAUCCAAUGAAUUAGAGAUAGGUAUAUUGUGGUUGUUUGUCAAAUGAAAGUGAUGUUCUUUACUAUUGUAUUAUUUAAAUUAUUUACACUUAUAUCAGAGAUAUAUUUUUGGAAUGUGUGUUGUUUAUUGAGUAUUUAUGUUAUGAAGGAGACAGUUUUAUGACAAUGAAUAAGAGUAGCUGUACCGAUUGUGUGGUUGUGCAAUUAUUUUGACUUGUAAUUAUCAAGUCUAUUGGCAAAAUUAAUCAAUUAUUGUAAAGUCAAGUAUAUAAAAAGUAUAUAAAAUGAUUACAAAUUAAGACAAUCAGGGACAAAUUAAACACACAUUAACAUGAACAGAAGGCAUUUAGGCAUUCUGUUUGCAGCCAUUCUUUCCACGUGACCCAACCAUCUGAUUCUUUGUGCUUUGACGAACUUGGUAGGUUCUUUGUAUAAGGCCAUUAAUUCAUUGUUGGUUCUUCUUUCCCAGCCAUCAUCUGUCUUCCGUCCUCCGAAUAUGCGUCUCAAUAUUUUCCUUUCCCAUCUUUCCAGAGUAUCCUCUUCCUUCUUAUUUAAUGUCCAUGUCUCACCAGCAUAUAUUACUGUGGGUUGAAUUACUGUUUUAUAUAUUCUGAGUUUACCUUGUCUAGAAACGUAUUUUGAGUUCAGUAGGGCUCUUAAACCACCCAAUGUUUUAUUCCCUUUUGCUAUUCUGGCUUCGAGCUCCCAUUUCUCUUUUCCAUUUUUAUCGAAAACUACACCCAGGUAUUAAAUUUGUCCACCCUUUGAAAACUAUAGCUUUUACCACUUACUGACCUCACACUAAAGUCUUCUUUUUUCCCUUCUGUUCCUCCCAUGAUCAUAUAUUUGGUUUUGUCUUCAUUUAGUUCCAAUCCGAAUUUCUGUGCUUCUUCGAUGGUUUUCUUCACAACUCUUCUUAAUUCUUUCUCGGAUUUUGCUAGGAUCGUUAGAUCAUCAGCAAAUGUCAAGCACUGGUGCUCAUUUUUCAUGAUCGUUUCUUCCACCUUUAUGAUGCAUUCUCUGAUUACAGUUUCUAAUACUAAGUUGAAUAAUGUAGUGGAUAAAGGAUCUCUCUGUCUCUGAAUUGAUCUGAAUGUGAAUGAUCUGAAGGAUCUGAAUUGAUCUGAUAUGUGACCCUGUCAAGCAAUUUCACACGUACAGUUAUUAAGUGUCAUUUUAACUAGUCGGAUUAGUUUCUUUGGUAUACCCAAUUGUUCCAUUGCUCGAUACAUUUUGACUCUAUCGACUCUAUCAUAUACUUGUCUAAAAUCCACAAACAAAACAUGCAGGGGAACUUUACCUUCAUAACAAGUCGUUUGUAUCUCCUUUAAUGAGAAGAUUGGGUCUACAGUAGAUCUGUCUUUUCUAAAGCCGGCCUGAUAUUCAUGCAGGAUUCUUUCCGUGUAACAAUUUAGUUUAUUUCUCAAUAUUCCUGCCAAGAUUUUGUAUACUGUAUCUAAUAAGGCUAUACCUCUAUAGUUCUCACACUUUAGUUUGUCUCCUUUUUUAUGCAGAGGGCAUAUGCGGGCCUCAUACCACUCCGAUGGCAUUACUUCCUUUUCCCAUACUUGCACUAGUAGCUAAUAUAUUUUUCUUUGUAGUUGUUCUCCACCAAACUUGAUCAUUUCUAUGCAUAUGUCAUUUUUACCAGGACUUCUGUUAUUUUUCAUUUCUUGUAUUGCUGUCACCACCUCUUCCUCUGUAGGCUGCCUUUCAACUAUCGCAUCUUCUCCAACUGUCCGGUUGUCUACUGCUUCGUGGUCCCCCUCACCAUUUAAUAAUUCUUCAAAAUGUUUUUUCCAUUCCGUCAUUAUUUCUGCCGGAUCGCUAAUUAAAUUUCCGUCUUUACCUUUCAUAUAACUACAGUGGCUUUGGUAACCUUUUCCUAUCUUUUUAACUUCUUGAUAGAACGACCUCACCUCUUUGUUUUUAAACUUCUCUUCUAUCUCUUUUAAUUCUUAUUUUAGAUUUAUAAGAGAUUUUAAUCCUAAUGUUAUCAAAAAAUAUAUUUUUUGCUAAUAAAGUAGUUUGUUUGUUAGAGAUAUUCAGAGUGAACUUGUACAAGUUUGUUUAUUUAAGUCACUCUUUGAACAAGUACUAAAACCACAAGAUUGAUAAUUCAUCCAUUUUACACCAAUUAUUAGCACUUACAAUUAUAACAGAAGUUAUUUAAUUUGUUUAUCUCAAAUUAAGAAGUCAGAAAAUAAUGAAUUUAUAGUAAUUUUAUGGAUAGCCUUACGAAAGAAGAACAUUUAUUAUAUCAAUAUUAUUUAAAAAAAAAUUACAUAUUCCAAAAUCAUUUUGCAAAACAUGUAGAUUUUUUUCUGAUAAACAUUUAUAAUAAGUUAUAUUAUUAGAAUAACUUUAAACAUUGUCUGUAGGAAUUUUUUUUUCAUGUUAGGAAGGCUUGCAUUUCACCCAAAUUUAAAAAAAGAUUAUCCUAGGACAAUUUGGGACGAAGUUAGUCCCUUUUUUUAAAUCCUCAUCAGCUUUGUUUAUAACAAGAAAUCCAAUUAGUGUCAUUUGAAAGAAUAUACUUCAAAGUUUUAAUGUGCCAAAGUCAAAAAAUUUUACCUUCUUCUGAAACAGAAUCAUUCAAAAUCGACUUUAAAACUUGCCGGAGUAAUGGAGGGGAAAGGAGCUGUAAAAUAUACAUCUGGUUCUUAUUUAUGUGUAGUUUUUAUGGAUUUCGAUGUUUCUUUUUUUAAUUUGUAUGUACUUUUUGCGUAUACCAUGAAUAUGCAUUAUUUAAAUAAAUACUUUGUU
Messenger RNA from Diabrotica balteata, 5286 nucleotides. The record is from the annotation of a GenBank genome assembly. NCBI's taxonomy places the organism in Eukaryota, Metazoa, Arthropoda, Insecta, Coleoptera, Chrysomelidae.